GCUGAGCUCGGAUUGGUGGGAGUGGGCGGUUCCGCAGGUGUCUCACGCUCAUAGAAGGACAGGACAGAGAGAAGGUGAUCAAUCUUCAUCAGCAAUCACUUUAACCACUGCGCAAGACAGCUACCAAGCAAGACUUGUACAAUCCGUGGAUAUUUUAAGUGAAGAUACGGAGUUUAUUUCGACGGAACACUGAAGUAAAGUUUACUUGAAGAAACUCACUGACGGAAUUAAUACCAAAGGAAGAUUUGGGGUGGGGGGGGAAACAAAAAAACAACCAUUAAAUCAAAACAGCAACGUCGGUGGAAACUUGAAGCUUUUAGCAUGAUGUCAUACCUCAAACAGCCCCCUUACGGAAUGAACGGACUGGGGCUGAGCGGUGCCAUGGACCUACUGCACCCUUCUGUCGGGUACCCUGCGACUCCAAGGAAACAACGGCGGGAGAGGACAACUUUCACACGCUCGCAGCUCGACAUUCUGGAAUCGCUUUUUGGCAAAACACGGUACCCGGACAUAUUCAUGAGAGAGGAAGUCGCUUUAAAAAUCAAUUUGCCUGAAUCCAGGGUUCAGGUGUGGUUCAAAAACCGUCGUGCGAAAUGCCGCCAGCAGCAACAGAGUGGAAAUGGCGCUAAGGCCAGGCCAGCCAAGAAGAAAGCGUCCCCCACCAGAGAGAGCACUGGCUCGGACACGAGUGGUCAGUUUACUCCUCCGACCGUGUCCAGCUCAGGGUCGUCUUCCUCGUCCAGCUCCACCUCGAGUAAUACUGGGAUCAGCAACACUUCUACCUCCAUCAGCAACCCUGUGUCAUCCAUCUGGAGCCCAGCUUCCAUCUCUCCUGGUUCAGUGCCACCUGUUGCCAUCCCAGACCCUCUACCUCCCACCAGCGCAUCCUGCAUGCAGCGGUCAGUCUCCAGUACGUCCACAGCCUCCUACCCCUUGACCUACAGCCAGACCACCGGGUACAGCCAGGGCUACCCAGCCCCUUCCAGUUCCUACUUCAGUGAUUGCAGCUCCUACCUGACUCCCAUGCACUCGCACCACCAUCCCCACCAACUGAGCCCCAUGGCGCCUUCCUCGAUGUCUGGACAUCCCCACCAUCACUUGAGCCAGUCCUCAGGCCACCAUCACCAUCACCACCAUCAGGGUUACACAGGAGCUGGAUUAGCCUUCAACUCCUCGGAUUGCCUGGAUUACAAAGACCAAUCCUCUUGGAAACUCAAUUUCAACACAACAGAUUGCUUGGACUACAAAGAUCAGGCAUCCUGGAGGUUUCAAGUCUUGUGAAAAAACAAAACCACAAACAAAUAUUUUAAUUUCUUUCAAUAAGUCUUUUAUGAACUUAAUUAUCUAAUCGACAUUAUAGAAGUUUUCAUCCCUUGAAAAAUGAACCAAAAGUCUUCUUGCUCUCUUGUGGACAGAAGUUGCCCCAGCAUUGACCACCAAAUAUAUAUAUAUGUUUUUUGUUUUUUUUUUUAAUGAAAUGAAGAAUUUUUUUUUUAACAAAGUGUGGAUCACAGAAUACCGGACUAACAUUUUAACAAAAGGAACUUUUUAUUGUAAACUUUGUUUGUUUUUAUAGGUUUAACCAAACUACAAAGCGCAAAUUAUUUCCAAGACCUGCUUUGACCUGCUGUUGCAAUGGGGUUGAGGGGAGAUUCGCUGCAAGAAACUUUGAAAUGUGACAGAUUUCCAAGCCCAUACAAAUUGUGUGUAGACUUUCUUAAUUUUCACUUAUUUUUAGGAGGGAGGGGGGGGGGGGGGCAAAGGAAGGAAGUCAGCUGCAUAAAUGAGCUGGACAUUUGUAAACAUAUAAUUGGGUCAGUUACAGUGACCACAUUUUGUUUACUGGAUUGCAUUUUUUAAAAUUUAUAACAAACCCAUAUAUAAUCUGUCCAGAAAACUGUAAAUGUCCUGUAGAACAUCAUUUAUUGUGAACAACAAUCCUAAUAGUUAAAUCUUAAAUGUUUUGAAUUCCUAUUUUACUUCGCGACCCCCCCCCCCCCCCCCCCCCCCAAAAAAAAGACAUGAAUGGAAAUAUUUGAUAGUCAAGUCGGACCUAAACUUAGUAAACUUAGAGCAUUGUCUAUAGUGAUGUAUGUUGCAACCUCAUUUAAAUAAAAAAAAAUAGCAUCACUUGUA
Messenger RNA from Acipenser ruthenus (sterlet), 2136 nucleotides. Its product is annotated as homeobox protein OTX1 B-like. The coding region runs from base 322 to 1281 and encodes 319 amino acids. Gene Ontology annotation, molecular function: DNA-binding transcription factor activity, RNA polymerase II-specific; RNA polymerase II cis-regulatory region sequence-specific DNA binding. The transcript has 5 exons. Lineage: Eukaryota; Metazoa; Chordata; Actinopteri; Acipenseriformes; Acipenseridae. Gene Ontology annotation, cellular component: nucleus. The record is from RefSeq and is a predicted model, not a curated record. Gene Ontology annotation, biological process: multicellular organism development; regulation of transcription by RNA polymerase II.